Numida meleagris (helmeted guineafowl) is the source of this 1690-nucleotide messenger RNA. RefSeq names its product snurportin 1 (gene SNUPN). The record is from RefSeq and is a predicted model, not a curated record. Gene Ontology annotation, cellular component: cytoplasm; nucleus. Gene Ontology annotation, biological process: snRNA import into nucleus. The transcript has 7 exons. NCBI's taxonomy places the organism in Eukaryota, Metazoa, Chordata, Aves, Galliformes, Numididae. The annotation marks the transcript as partial.
UCGCUGGGCCCCGGGGUCGCUGGGCCCCGGGGUCGCUGGGCCCCGGGGUCGCUGGGCCCCGGGGUCGCUGGGCCCCGGGGUCGCUGGGCCCUGUCACAGCGGGGCUUCGCCCUUCCUUCUCGCAGGAGGCGGCUGGACUACGUGAACCAUGCCCGCAGGCUGGCGGAGGGAGACUGGGCCGGCGUGGAGAGCGAUGAGGAAGGGGGGAAGGAUGGCGACGGGGCGGAGGAGGAGGAGGAGGAGGAGGAGGAGAUGGAGGUGGAUGCGGGCAGGAGGCUGCCCAAGCGCUACGCCAACCAGCUGAUGCUCUCUGAGUGGCUGGUCGAUGUCCCUGUGGAUCUGGAGCAGGAGUGGAUUGUGGUGGUGUGUCCUGUUGGGAAGAGGGCGCUGGUCGUGGCCUCCAGGGGCUCCACAGCAGCUUACACCAAGAGCGGCUUCUGUGUCAACAGGUUCCCAUCCCUGCUGCCAGGGGGAAACCGGCACAAUACAACAAGUGAGAAAGUGUACUGCAUCUUGGACUGCAUCUACAAUGAAGCAAAGCAGACGUACUACAUCCUCGAUGUGAUGUGCUGGAGGGGGCACCCUGUUUAUGACUGCCAGACUGACUUCAGAUUCUUCUGGCUUUCCUCAAAGAUCCAAGAGGAGGAAGGGCUGGGAGAGAAAAGCAGGAUUAAUCCAUACAAGUUUGUGGGCCUGCAGAACUUCCCCUGCACCUCGGAGAGCCUGUGUGAAGUGCUGACCACGACCUUCCCCUUUGAGGUCGACGGGCUUCUCUUCUACCACAAGCAGACGCACUACACCCCCGGCAGCACCCCGCUGGUGGGCUGGCUGCGCCCGUACAUGGUGCCUGACAUCCUGGGGCUGGCCGUGCCCGCCACACCGCUCACUGCCAAACCAGACUACGCUGGGCGCCAGCUCCAGCAGAUCAUUGAGAGCAAGAAGAGUAAAAAGCUGGCAGCGGGCGAGGCUGAGCCGAGGGCCGAGGCGGCUGCUAGGAACGGGCAUUACGAGCUGGAACACUUGUCCACCCCUCAGCCAGCUAACUCUGCGCAGGGCCAGGAGGAAGCAGGGAGUCAGAUGGAGAAUUAGGAGGAUGUGGCAGAGCUGGGGGGUAAGGAGGAGGAUGCGAAAGGUCCCCUGCUGUCAUUCACGCUUUCCGAGAGGGAGGCAAAGGUAAUAAUUAUAGGAUGGCUUUAUUUGAAGGGCACAAAAGUGGUGUAUCUUGCUCCGGGUGCCACUGGAUAUUUUGCCAGGGUCCUUACCAGGGCUCUCUGGUUUGCUGCAGAGGCGGUUCUGCAGCGUGAAAUCAUCAUGCUCCCAGCUCAGCCCCUGCUGCCCUGGCUUGGCCGUGCUCCCACUGGGAGCGGUGCUCGGGGUGGGUGGCUCGUGGUGCUUCAGCCUUUGCAGGCUGAGGCCUUCUCAAUGGAAGUUUUUUUUGUGGUCAGGCAGCUUCUAGUAAGAAAAGUUUGCAGCGGGCUUUUGGUAGCUCCCCAGGCAGAGCUUUCCAUGCCCACGUGUUCCUGAGAAAUGCGAUUUCCUUGCCUUGCAGGCAGCCCUGCCUCCAGCCCAGCCCCGCGUGAGCCCGCAGCCUGUGCUCUGGGCUGCUCUCGGCAGGGGGAGGAAGGAACGAUCGCGCUCUCGAAACGUUGCCAUCGAUGGUGCCAAAUAAAAGGCUUCUCAGAAAUACAAA